ACACAUUUCAAUGACAGGGGCUUAAAUGGACGCUGGACUGGAGCUCAUUUGCUGCACAGCACUUUUCUUGGCAAAUACAAAGAUGGGCUAAUGUAAUUUUAACUGUCGUUGGGUCUGAAGUUUUAUCCUCGUCUUGUCGUCUGGUCACGUCAGUUGAAUGUUUUGUGAGUCAGAGGGAGAAAAAGAGAAGGACACAAGCAGGGCUCGUGUUUCACGGUUUUUGACAUGAUUGAUUUUGCCGUCUGCAAUUAGCAUAAUGUGAUUAGAAGAACACAGUUGAUUAGCUGAUGACGCUACAGUUCAAACUUUUUUGAAUGGAUACAGGAAGUACAAAACUAAAUGGGAUGAUUUAUUAUUUUCUUCAUUCGAUGGGUAUGAAAGAUUUUUUUCUCUUUUUUUUAAGUAGGGCGGUGUCAAAUUUUGGACAAAAAGAAAUAACGUCAAUAAAUGCUAAGGUGUUGUGAAAUAAACACUGUUUUUUUUUUUGCGUUUGGAUUGAAAUAAAAACUAGAUCAAAUUGACCUUUGACCUCCACUCUGCAGGUAACUGUGAGUCUAGAGUGAAGCGUCAUAAUUGUCAAAACCAAACCCUCAACUUCAGCCUGGAAUAAUUCAAUCCUAAUCUGAUAUGUGUCUGUGUAUGCCGUCCAUUGAUGAUUUUUCGGCCGCUGCCCUUCACACAUGCACAGGGCUGUCAUUGUCUGACUUGGCCUUGGUGACUGAAGCGCCAUUACCUCUCAAAUCUAAUCAGAUUCCCUAAAGUGGAUAACAAGCGUGUCUCCGGCAUUUACAGUAUAGUGAGAAAGCUGAAGUGAAACCGGGACGAUCCGCUGUCACACAAAGCAGAUGUGGUUGUGUAUCAGUGCUGGCAUCUCCGCUGCUCUCCGUAGUGGAAAAAAAAUGUUGAUUGGCUAACAACUGGCAUCUUGUUUGGCCCCGGAGAAGACAGAUAAGAGCUCCCAGUCACUGCUGACAAGUCGGGUAUUGUGAUGAACCGGUUCUAACUAAGGUGGAUGCGUGGUGAAUGUGAGCAGCGAGUCGAGCUGACGAGAAGAAUUUAAUGCUGAGGUUUUAUAAAUAUAAAUCCACACAUCGUCGUCGUAUGGUUUAACUGUGUUUUCCCAGUUGACUUUACGCACACGCAAAAAAAAAGGAAAAUGGUUGACACUUAAAUUGUCAAGCGGAACGCACAAGCAAAGUGCAUUGACAGAAACCUAAACCAUGGCUGUCUGAUUGACAUUCAAGACAGUUUUUUAAUUAUAAAUUUGAGUGCCUGUGUUCAGUUAAGAAAACCAAAGCAAUCAAUCAAAUUUGAUUAAAAUAAAUUAAGCUUUAAUUAAAAUUACUCUUUAAAUUAAAAAUAUUAGUCAAAUUUAAUACGAGACGUGAAGGAAAGCUAAUUACAUUUAACAUUAAUAUAUAUAUAUAUAUAUAGGAAAUAUAUAUAUAAAUAUAGAAAAUAUUUGCUUAAUAGAAUAAUAAUUUGGCUUGAAAAUAAAAUUUACCAACAUUUGGAAAAGACAAAAAAAAAGUGCAUUACUGUGGCUAAAAAUAGCAGCAGGCUAACCAGGACAGCUAAUAUCUUUAUCUGAAAGGUAGAGAGAAAAGAAAGUAAAAUAAUAAGACUGCUCAGAUAGUGAUUCAACCACUGAGAAAUAAAUAUAAGUUAGCCUAUAGCUAAAUGUCAUUGAGCUAGAAGUCGCUACAGUGUAAAAAAAAAAUGAAUUUGGCUAUAACCAAAAAACAAACAAAAAACAACAAAAAAUAUUAUUAUUAAAAAAACAUUAUAAAAUUAUUUAAUUAUUAUUAUUAAAUUAUUAUUAAGCCAAAGAUGUCUAAAUAAUAAGCUAAUGUUUAGACAUUCAUUUAAAAACAGGUGCAAAAAUGCAUUGAUAUAAAGUGAGGGUUGAAUUGGUGAUAAUCUCAUCUAAAACAAUAAGAACAACUCAGGUCAGAUAUUUAAAACCUUAUAUAAAAAAAUGGCCAAAACAGUAACGCACUGGUCAAGAGGAUAAUUAUUCAUCUUAAAAAAAAGUCAAAUCUUCGAUGACAGGCUUAAAGAAAUCUAUUAAACAACUGUCAGUGGACCAUGCCAAAAUAAUCAUGUAAUCAUGACCCCAGUGCAGUGAUUGGCCCUCAGGCCAGGUUUUGGACACGUCUUACAUAAUUAUUAAAGAUCGGAAUUUUAUGUUUUAAUUAUAUUUAUUCAAAGGUUUUUCCGCUGCAGGAGCCUUGACUAAUCUGGCAUUAGCCACAGGCUAACGGUGGCUGUGAUGUACAAAUAUAGCUGUGGGUUGACGUGGCUGUAUAUUGAACAUUAUAGUAUGGAUUUCUCUGCAGCCUCUGGAGUUGACAUUAAAUAACUAACGUGGGUAAUCCACCUCAAAUUAAUCUGCUAAUACUUUUAUUAUAAUAGUAUUAUUAUACUGACAUAAUGAAGUAUUUACAUCAUAGUCAUUAGAUACUGUAGUCACAUAAUCACCCUAAAGGCCAUGGGCUACUGAGAGCUAACAUUGAAUGCCUUUGUAGGCUCCAGUAAAAAGGUGAGUUGACCCCCCCACCCCUCCCCGGGCCCCCCGCCUCCCUAAAAAUAGCCUCACAGAGUAGCAAAGACCUUAAAAAUAUUUUUAUGGCACGUAUUGUUUGAGAAACCGACGCCACAAAUCUGUCAACUUUAAAACAAAUGGAUGAAUGAAUGACAGCGUCAUGGGUAAAACGGCAUUUAAGUAUAAAAAAAAAAAAAAAAGUGAACAAGGGUCAAUUGUGCUGCCACAACCCCUGGAGCAGCCAGCAGAGGAUGUAAGGGCUGAUAGCUGAUUGGCUGUGGGGACAGAAGGGGGCGGUCUCAGUGAAUUAGUGAUAGACACUAAAGGCAGAUAUCCUGCAGUGAUCAAACCCUGGGUGAUCUGACAGUCCAGUGUUUGAAGUGAUUACCAUGCUAUGCAACAUAAAGGCGUACCCCCGGCUUUGCGCCUAAUUAGUUCACUUAGGGUCCUUAUAAGAGAGUGGCGGGGCCCUGAGAAGGACAGACACUUGGUCAGAAGUCAGCAGAUUAGCAGGACAGCAGCAGAUCUGGAUCCACGUUGACCUGCUGCGACAUCCAAACAAAACCAACCCAAAGAUUAUUUGCUUUUCUGAGAAUGCCACACUUAAGUGACUGCAGCUACUACAUGAUGCGGGACGCAACCAGAGCUUCAAAUGUACAAAGCCACCUGGAGAACUCCAAGUUCCACCUCCACCAGGGCCAGGGUCAGCAGGUCAAGCAGUACCUGACGCUGGGCUCCAAGCUGGCCUCGUCGGCCGGCCAGGGCCACAGCGUGUCUCACCCGCACACCCCGGGCCAGCCGCUGGCCACCAUGCCCGUCCUCAGGAACGGCAGCAUGCCCUCCAUGAGCGACGGCAGCAACCCCAACAGCCCCGUCACCCUGCUCACCAUGACCAGUCAGGACAGCGAGUUCCCAAUGGAUGAAGUUAUUGAUGACCUUAUUAGUCUUGAAUCCGGGUUCAAUGAUGGGGGCUUGGAAUGCAUGGAGCCCAACAUGAUGUUGCAAAACAAUGUGUCCCUCAGUAGCAGCAUGCUGGACAUCUAUGGGGGUGAACAAGGUAUGAACGCCCCUAGUGGUGGAAUGAGUCCUACAUCUAACCCCACAAAGCUCACUGUAAAAAGGGAAUACACAGAACAUGACACGAGGGUUAUGGCCAAAGAGAGGCAGAAGAAAGACAACCAUAACUUGAUCGAAAGAAGGCGAAGAUACAACAUCAACUACAGGAUCAAAGAGUUGGGAACCCUCAUCCCAAAGUCCAACGACCCAGACAUGCGCUGGAACAAAGGCACCAUCCUGAAGGCCUCGGUGGAGUACAUCCGUUGGCUGCAGAAGGAGCAGCAGCACGCCAGGGAGCUGGAGAGUCGACAGAAGAAGCUGGAACAAGCCAACAGGCGGCUGCUGCUGAGGAUCCAGGAGCUUGAAAUCCAGGCGCGAGCACACGGCCUUCCCAACAUGACAACGUCCCAGGGUACGGUUGAGUUGACCUCCCACCUCCUGAAACAGCAGCAGCAGCAGCAGCAGCGGCAGCAGCGGUCGCCUCCACAGGCCCAGCAGCCUCCACUCUACCAGGAGGAGCCCAACAACGACUACCUCCAGAGGAUAGCAGCCGUUGCCGGGAUGCCCUCCAUCCCAGGUGCGGGCGGGCCGCAGGACCACAUCACGGGCACCGACGGGUGCACGACCUUCUCCGACCCACUGUCCCACUUCACGGACUUCUUCAGCGCUACGCUAAAGGAUGAGCAAAGGCUGGAGGAAAUCCUGAUCGACGAAGCUCUCUCACCUUUCGGCGCCGAUCCGCUCUUGUCGGCGGGUUCGCCCGGCGCUGCGUCUAAGGACAGCAGCCGCAGGAGCAGCUUCAGUUCCGCCGGUGGCGAUGACUUAUAAUUGAGAGUUGUUUUUUUUUUUCUCUUCAAAAACACACCUUGUUUUUGUGGUGGUAUUUCCAGUGUUAAAGGGCAAACGUAGAGCAUUUAAAGGAGAGACCGACGCCUCUUGGCGGACAACAGUGACAAUUAGACAGGGCUGCAAGUCGUGACCCUGAGAACUGACGUAGCCUCGAAGUGCUAGUUUGGUACGUGUCGAAACGAUGGACAAAGAGCUUGCAUUCUCCAGAACUUUCUGAGAACCAAGUGCCGCACUGCCGUCGAACGCGUUUCUCUGCCUCCCGUGAAAAGCAGAAACUGAGUCAUUAAAAAGGGAGACAUUAAUCAGCCUUCUUUUGUACAUAAUGUAAAUGGAACACUUUAAAACUGUACUUCCUUAUUAUGCAAAGACAAAAAAAGUAACUGAAAACCAGCAAAAAACAAACUAUCAUUAUCAACGGAGGUAAUGUGACGUCUUCACCAAAAAGGCAGCGACUGUCGGGAAUGAUUUCGUGUUAUGUGCCUUAUUACGACCGACUUACUCACCACGGUGCCUAAUAUGAUCUCCUAUCGUAUCUUUGAAGUAUUUCAUUCUAGUCCAUGUACUCAAAAAUGCAUAUGUACAUAGUAUCCACGUACACACGUCUAACAUGUUAACUUUUGUAUUCUUACAAGGGGUGGGAAAAAUAUAAUAAACCUCUUUUUAUAUACUUUGAAUUUGA
Molecule: messenger RNA, 5129 nt
Organism: Cynoglossus semilaevis (tongue sole)
Lineage: Eukaryota; Metazoa; Chordata; Actinopteri; Pleuronectiformes; Cynoglossidae
Gene: tfec
Product: transcription factor EC
Exons: 10
Coding region: 3140-4429 (429 amino acids)
Biological process (GO): regulation of transcription by RNA polymerase II
Cellular component (GO): nucleus
Molecular function (GO): protein dimerization activity; DNA-binding transcription factor activity, RNA polymerase II-specific; RNA polymerase II cis-regulatory region sequence-specific DNA binding
Source: RefSeq, a predicted model, not a curated record